UGCAGCACAAACAGGAUCCUGUUAAGGAGGACUUUCUUUCUUUUCAUCUAACAAGAAACUUCAACAUGACAAAACUUAGAUUUUUAAUUGCGUGAAUGGACUGGAGUAAAGCAGAUGUUCAGAUGGCCUAAAUGACAACUACAGCCUAUACUGAAGCUGCACAACAGACUUUUUUUUCAAUGUCUUGGGACUUUUAUAAGACUCAUUGGAAAUACUUUUGUUGACCGGUGGAAAUGGGGACCUCUGUUUGGACUGAGAGAGGAUUCUUCUUCACGCUUUUGGUCCUCUUCCUCUGCUGUUUUGGAGGAAUAUGUGAGAUCCAGGAAUCUAAACCGUCAAAGCAGACCAACCUUCCUGGUGUCGAACCUUUCCACAAUGACCUCGACGGGCCCCAGGCCUUACCGGACCCGGAGAGGGUCAACCUCCCCGUGUUCACCAUGGACUACCCUCGGAUCCAGGUCCCCUUUGAGUUCACUCUCUGGGUGCUGCUGGCCUCUUUUGCCAAAAUUGGUUUCCACAUUUACCAUAAAAUCACCAUCUGGAUCCCAGAGUCCUGCCUCCUGAUCGCCAUCGGCCUCAUCGUGGGCGCCAUCAUGCACGCAGUCAAAGAAGAGCCCCCUGCUGUCCUCAACUCCAACGUCUUCUUCCUCUACAUGCUCCCGCUCAUCGUCCUCGACAAUGGCUACUUCAUGCCCACGAGGCCGUUCUUCGAGAACGCUGGCACUGUGAUGUGGUACGCCGUGGUGGGAACCCUGUGGAACAGCAUCGGCAUCGGGCUCUCCCUCUUCGCCAUCUGCCAGAUUGAGGUGUUUGGAGUUCAAGACAUCAACCUGCAGGAGAACCUCCUGUUUGCCUCCAUCAUCUCGGCCGUGGACCCCGUCGCUGCUCUGAAUGUGUUUGAGGACAUCGGAGUCAACGAGCAGAUAUAUAUAGUCAUAUUUGGAGAGGGGCUCUUCAACGAUGCUGUCACUAUUGUGCUUUACAACAUGCUUUCCUACCUGGCCGACUUGCCCGUCGUUGAAUCCACCGAUGUGUUUCUGGGGAUAGCCCGGUUCUUCGUGGUGGCGGCCGGUGGCGUCCUCUUUGGCCUCCUGUUUGGAUUUGCAGCUGCGUUCACCACACGUUUCACCCACAAUGUCCGUCAGAUCGAGCCCCUCUUCGUCUUCAUGUACAGCUACCUGGCGUACCUGGUCUGUGAGUGUUUCGCCAUCUCCAGCGUGAUGGCCAUUAUAACAUGCGCCAUCACCAUGAAGUACUACGUGGAGGAGAACGUGUCCCAGAGAUCCUGCACCACCAUCCGCCAUGUUGUCAAGAUGCUGGCCACCGUCUCCGAGACCCUCAUCUUCUUCUUCCUGGGUGUCGUUACCAUAACGACCGAGCACGAGUGGAACUGGGCCUACAUCCUGUUCACGCUGCUGUUCGCCUUCAUCUGGAGAGGGCUUGGCAUCCUGGUGCUGACCCAGAUCAUCAACCCGUUCCGGACCAUCCAGUUCUCUUUCAAAGACCAGUUUGGCCUCGCCUACGGGGGCCUGCGAGGGGCCAUCUGCUUCGCCCUGGUCUUCACCUUACCAGAUACCAUCAACAGGAAGAACCUGUUCGUCACGGCUUCAAUCGCCGUUAUUGUAUUCACCGUUUUCUUACAGGGCAUCAGCAUCCGUCCCAUCGUAGAAUAUAUGAACAUCAGGAAAACCAACAAAGACCUGAACACCAUCAACGAUGAGGUUCACAGCAGGAUGAUGGAGCACGUUGUUUGUGGUAUUGAGGACUUGUGUGGACAAUGGAGCCACUAUUACUGGAAAGACAAGUUUAAGAAGUUCAACGAUCGUGUUUUGAGGCGCAUCCUGAUCCGGGACAACAGGGCUGAGUCCAGCAUCGUGGCUCUGUACAAGAAACUGGAGCUGCAGAACGCCAUCGGGUUACUGGACACGUCUAUUGGAGACCUCAGCGCGGCGCCAUCUAUCGUUUCCAUCUACGACGAGAGGAAGGACGCGUCUCGACCCAAGAAGAAGUUCCUGGCUGCUGACAUCAGCAAAAUGCACGACAUCCUGUCAAAGAACAUGUACAAGAUCAGACAGAAGACGACGGCUUACACCAACAAAUACAAUCUGCCAGACGACAGCCGAACCAGAGAGAUUCUGAUUCGCCGCCACGCCAGCAUCAGACGCAGCAUACGAGCUGAAAGUUUCCGCGAGCAGCCGGCACGAAACAUCCCCAAAUCUCAGAAGUACUACUCGUUGCAGCCAGGAGGCGAUCUGGAGACCGCCUUCGCCCUCAGACGACGAAAUCAUGGUGGAAGUGGUGACGUGGACCCCCUCUCAGGCCGUCCCCAGUCCACUAGUGUGACGCCACGCUCCUCAUCCCGCUCUCUAGUCCCGAUGAGGAGGAUGAAGACCAUCACGGAGUCUAGAGGUGCAAGGGAGCAGCCAGCCGCUUCCGCCCAGCCACCCUCACAUCCUCCUGGGGUGGACGUCUUAGACGAGAGAGGGAGGGCACUGGUUCCUGCACAAAGGAGGCGUACUCCGGAUGAGGUAGAUGGAGAUGAAGACCCCUUUGACUCAACAGGAGAAAGGGAGGAAGCGGUGCGACCUCCCCAGCUGCCACCACCUCGUGGCUGGGUACCCGAGAACCAGGAUCCCAGAGGAAAUGAGACAGGAAACCCCCUACUCAGACCACUCAGACCCUCGUCACAGGGGUCUCGGGGGUCAGGGAGGUCAUGACGAAAGAGGAAGAGCUGCUCUGGAAGAUGAACUACUAGUUGAGCUAAAAACCAAAAACACAAAGGUCAAAUUAUUAGUGACAAAUAUAAAUAAGACUUUUUUGGUUAGUAACAAACAGCAAAGGAUCAUCUUUUCUACCUCUUGAUAUCUUUCGCUGAGAUAUUUGUACUCUAAAAACUGCAUUAUCCUACUGUAUAUUAUGUACCACCAUGUUCUCCAUUGGUACAACUGUAUUUUGUACACACACGCCGUUUUUAUUUGACAUUUUUUGUAUACAUGUGUGUCAUAUUUGUAUGGUUUCGGUGAUAUUGGCCAAUAAAAGGAAGUCAGCAAAGUUUAAAUGACUUUUGAAUAUUUAAA
This is a messenger RNA of Sebastes umbrosus (honeycomb rockfish), 3077 nucleotides long. RefSeq names its product sodium/hydrogen exchanger 2-like. Gene Ontology annotation, molecular function: sodium:proton antiporter activity. The transcript has 13 exons. Lineage: Eukaryota; Metazoa; Chordata; Actinopteri; Perciformes; Sebastidae. Gene Ontology annotation, cellular component: membrane. Gene Ontology annotation, biological process: sodium ion transport; proton transmembrane transport; regulation of pH. The record is from RefSeq and is a predicted model, not a curated record. Bases 234 to 2717 code for a protein of 827 amino acids.